Molecule: messenger RNA, 2042 nt
Organism: Acanthisitta chloris (rifleman)
Lineage: Eukaryota; Metazoa; Chordata; Aves; Passeriformes; Acanthisittidae
Gene: RPN2
Product: ribophorin II
Exons: 15
Biological process (GO): protein N-linked glycosylation
Cellular component (GO): oligosaccharyltransferase complex; membrane
Source: RefSeq, a predicted model, not a curated record
GCUGCAUGUAAAUUCAUCAAAUCCCACGUGGACUCCAGCAAUGUUGAAUCCUUGUUCUAUGCUGCCCAGUCCAUCCGGGCCCUGUCUGGCUGUGAGGUCACCAUUUCAAAUGAGACCAGGGAGCUGCUGCUUGCAGCUGUCAGUGAGGAUUCCUCAGUCACUCAGAUCUUCCAUGCUGUUGGUGCCCUGAGUGGCUUUGGCCUUCCUUUAGCAUCCCAGGAAGCACUGAGUGCUCUUACUGCUCGUCUUAGCAAGGAAGAAAAUGUGCUGGCAACCAUUCAAGCUUUGGAGACAGCAUCUUACUUGUCCCAGCAGGCAGAUCUGAGUGGCAUUGUUGAGGAGAUCGAGGAUCUUGUUGCUCGCCUGGAUGACUUGGGUGGAGUUUAUCUGCAGUUUGAAGAAGGAAUUGAGACCACUGCCCUGUUCGUUGCUGCUGCCUAUAAGCUGUCAGACCAUGUGGGUACGGAGCCAGCAAUGAAGGAGGAUCAAAUUAUUCAGCUGAUGAAUGCAAUUUUCAGCAAGAAAAACUUUGAGACCCUCUCAGAAGCCUUCAGUGUUGCUCGUGCUGCAGGUGCUUUAUCCCAGAACCGCUACCACUUGCCUGUCAUUGUUGUCCCUGAGGGGCCUGCAGCUGUGUCUCACCAUCAGCCCAUUCUCAGGCUGCAAGUGACCAAUGUUAUGUCCCAGCCACUGACCCAAGCUUCUGUAAAGCUCGACCACGCCAAGUCUGUGUCUAGCAAAGCCACUGUCCUUCAACAGACACCAUUUGCUCUGUCAGGAGACAUCUUUGAGCUGAACUUCAUGAAUGUGAAACCUGCAAGUGGAUAUUAUGAUUUCUCUAUCAGUGUAGAUGGAGAUAAGCGAUUUAUUGCUAACAAAGUGGAGCUGAAAGUAAAAGUUUCCACAGAAGUUGGGAUUACUAAUGUGGAUCUUUCUACUGUGGAUAAAGAUCAGAGCAUUGCCCCAAAAACAACCAGGGUAGCUUACCCGGCCAAAGCCAAGGGCUCGUUCACUGCUGACAGCCAUCAGAAUUUUGCUUUAUCCUUCCAGCUGAUAGAUGUGAACAGUGGAGCUGAACUCAUCCCUCACCAGACCUUUGUCAGACUUCACAACCAGAAGACUGGCCAGGAGGUGGUGUUUGUUGCAGAACCAGACAGCAAGAAUGUCUACAAAUUUGAACUGGAUACCUCUGAAAGAAAGACUGAAUUUGACUCUGCCUCUGGUACCUACACUCUUUACUUGAUCAUUGGAGAUGCCACUCUGGAAAAUCCAAUCCUGUGGAAUGUGGCUGAUGUUGUGAUCACAUUCCCAGAAGAGGAUGCACCAUCCACAGUCCAGUCCAAGAACCUUUUUGUUCCCAAGCCUGAAAUUCAGCACCUCUUCAGAGAACCUGAGAAAAGGCCUCCCACGGUGGUCUCUAACACCUUCACAGCAUUGAUUCUCUCCCCUCUGCUUUUGCUGCUCAUCCUGUGGUUCAAGAUAGGUGCCAACAUCUCCAACUUCAGCUUUGCUCCCAGCACCAUUGUUUUUCACAUGGGACAUGCUGCAAUGUUGGGACUCAUGUAUGUCUACUGGACUCAGCUCAAUAUGUUCCAGACUCUGAAGUACUUGGCCAUUUUGGGUGGUGUCACAUUCCUGGCAGGCAACAGGAUGCUGGCUCAGAAAGCUGUGAAACGGACACACUAGUACCAGAAGAAUGGAAGAAAUGUGGGAAAACAAAGCAAAUGCCUUCAGCACGGAAGUGAAUAAAUAACUGAAAGCCCAGAAGAAGGAAGGCAGAAGCAGAUUUUUUUUAUAUAUAUAUUAAUUCAAAAGGGUGCCAGUUCUACUUUUUUUAAAACCUUGAUUUUCAUCAUUGUGUUCAUGCUACUUGAGUGCUUUUCAUAUGAAUCUGGAAAAUCCUUUCUUCCCUGGAUCCUUCCCCUUCUCCCAGGACGUUUGAAUUUCCUUUCGAGAAAGAGGAAAAAGAAUACACAAUUCUGCCUUUCCCCAGAAGCUCUUUCCUCAUCCUAAAGAUCUGUGAAUAAAGAGGAAAGAAUGGU